AGCUUUGCUUCACAGUAGCCGGACAAGAAAACACGGAGGGACUGUGCUAGAUCCUGUCUCAGGAAACACGCUACCAAAUUCCCCUCAGAGUUGCUCCAUGCAGUCAGCUGUUACGAGAACUCCUGGGUAGUUGGGGGGAUGGUGGAUUCCUAGCUGUGAUCCAUAGACAUGUGCUGACCAAGGAAGGGAAUGUUUUACCUGCUGCUAUGCCCUUCGGCUCCACUGAGAUGAUCCCAGGAGAAUUAAAAAGCGGAUGACGGUGUGAGCCAAGGGAAUUCAACGUUUGGGCCAAGAUAUCCUCCCACUAAGCCAAUAAAAAAAAAAACAGUUCUAGUUUAGAUUUUCUUUUAAAAACAUAAUCCACAGCGAUGUCGACGCCAGGACCGAUAUGGGCUUGCCUGACUCUGAUGUUGGUGGGAAGCUGCAGUGCCCACAGUCUGUUUACCUGCGAGCCCAUCAAAGUGCAUCGGUGCUCGGGGAUGCCUUACAACAUGACUUUCUUUCCCAACAUGAUGGAGCACUACGACCAAGAUAUCGCAGCCAGCAAUAUGGAGCCAUUCAUGCCCCUGGCAAACCUGCGCUGCUCUCCAGAAGUCCACCACUUCCUGUGCCAAGCCUUUAUCCCAGCAUGCACCGAGGAGAACAAGGUGAUCCGUCCGUGCAGAGAGCAGUGCAAGACUGUUCUGUCCGACUGCGAGGAGAAUAUCCGAAUCUUUGGCAUCAGCUGGCCUCCUGAGCUACAGUGUGACAAAUUGGACCCAUGUAGCUCUCCUCUUGAUCCAGAACUUCCCGCAACAACCCCAGUAAGCUCCUCCUCAGCUAAGAGGGACCUCGGCUUCUGGUGCCCGCUGCAGCUGAAGACCAAACCAGGCGUUGGAUCAUCGUUCCUGGGUGCAGAGGACUGUGCUCCGCCUUGCUCCAACAUGUACUUCAAACCCCACGACAUCGAGUUCGCUAAGAAUUUCAUCGGCGUUUGCUCCAUCGUCUGCCUCGGUGCCACGCUCUUCACCUUCCUAACUUUCCUCAUCGACGUGAAGCGUUUCCGCUACCCGGAGCGGCCCAUCAUCUUCUACGCCGUGUGCUACAGCUUUGUGUCGCUUAUUUACUUCAUCGGCUUCCUGCUGGGGAACAAUGCAGCCUGCACUAAAGCAUCUCAUCCUGCCGGCGUGGAGACGGUGGUGCUGGGCUCUCAGAGUAAAGGCUGCACUCUGAUCUUCAUGCUGCUCUACUUCUUCUCCAUCGCCGGGAACGUCUGGUGGGUCAUACUCACCAUCACCUGGUUCCUGGCAGCCGGACCCAAGUGGAGCUGUGAGGCCAUAGAUAAGAAAGCGGUGUGGUUCCACUCUGCUGCCUGGGGGAUCCCCGGGGCCCUGACCGUGAUGCUGCUGGCUCUAAACAAGGUGGAAGGGGACAACAUCAGCGGGGUCUGUUUCGUGGGGCUCUACGACCUGGACGCCCUCCGCUUCUUCGUGCUGGCUCCCCUGUGCGUGGGCGUCAUCAUCGGCCUCUGCCUCAUCCUGGCGGGCAUCGUUUCUCUCAACCACGUCCGGCAGGUCAUCCAGCACGACGAGCGCAACCAGGAGAAGCUGAAGAAGUUCAUGAUCCGCAUCGGCGUGUUCAGCUGCCUCUACCUGGUGCCCCUGGUCACCCUGUUGGCCUGCUACACCUAUGAGCAGAGCCACCGCAGCACCUGGGAGAACACCUGGAUCAACGACCGCUGCCAGGAGUACAGCAUCCCCUGCUCCUACAAGACAACCGAACACGACCGCCCAGACCUCUCCCUGUUUCUGGUCAAAUACUUAAUGACUCUGGUGGUUGGAAUAUCUGCAGUGUUCUGGGUGAGCAGUAAGAAAACGUGCUCUGAGUGGGCCUUCUUCUUCAACAGGACGCGCAAGAGAGAUCCCAUCAGUGAGAGCCGCCGGGUGCUGCAGGAGUCCUGCGAGUUCUUCCUCAAGCACAACAGCCGUGUGCAGCACAAGAAGAAGCACUACAACCCCAACUCACACAAGCUUAAAGUCAUCUCCAAGUCCAUGGGCACGAGCACCGGCGCUGCAUCCAACGCUGACACAGCAACCCAUCAAGGAACCUCUGCGCUGGGAAAUCACCAUCCCAGGAUACAUGGUUCUCAGUCCGAGGCCUCAGGCAGGGAGCACCUGGACAGGGGCACCUCCAGCCGGAGCUCCAGGAGGGGGGAGAGGGAGAGGGAAGGCGGAGAGAGACGUAGCAAAGGGGGCAGCUCCUGUAAGAUGAGCAGCCGCUCAGAGAGCAUGCACAGAGUCCCAGAUGGAAGAAUGACUCCAAGGAGCGAAGUGUCAGAGGUCAGGCACGUCCCCAGUGGACAGCAGCGUCCGACUCUAAACCAAUCACACAGCAGCAUCAAGGUUUCCACCCCCCAGCUGGCAAACCAGGUGCCGGAGGACAGCAAGGAAACAAAGGACAGCUCCUGCUGAGACAUCUGACCCCCACCCAAAUGUACCCGUGCAUCCAUCCAUCCAUCUAUCUAUCUAUCCAUCCAUCUAUCCAUCCAUCCAUCCAUCCAGGCACACUUGGUGCUGUUUCAUGUAUCCGUUUCAAAACAUUUUUGUGUUGUACAUCAAAAAAUGAUUGUAUUGGUUAUAUUGUAGACAAUGAAUUUUCAAAUCGAGCAAAAUGUAACCUACCUUGAGAAUUUCACGUGUGGUAAGUUUGGACCAGAGUUUUAGCAGUUUAAAGGCGUUAGAUUACUGAGUGUAUUUCAGCUUUACUGAGCUUUUGUUCUUUCACCUGAAUGUUGCAGCAGCACAGCUAUGAUCUACUUAUACACCACCAAGGGUCUUUUUAUUUGAUAGUAUGCAUAAAAAACAUGAGGACUACUGUUUAGUGGAUUUGUACGUCAAUGGAAUAGAUGCAUUUUGAAAAACAAAUGCAAUAUUUAUGUAAAUAUUGUAUUUUUUAGACAUGAAGUCUUUCACUGGAAUAGUCGUUACACUGAGAGCUAUUUUAUGAACGUUCGAUGAUAUUGCCAAACAUUCAACUUAAGUACUUCCUGCGGUAAACUGUUUUAAUGAAUGUCUUACUAGUCGGUUUGUCUUGAAACCUCAUCUUGUCAUUUCCAUUAUUACUGCUUUGAUAAAAGGCAGACUCUUAUACUUGGUAUAGGUGAUUUUUAGACAGUGUUGAAAUGUUAUGUUUUCUAUCAAAGACUGUACAUUCACUUGAUGCUUGUUUCUGUUGUACUUAUUGCGUCUUCAAAGAAGUGUCCUGUAAGUUUGGAUAAAGUAUAGCUUUAUAGUUUUCUACAAGAAUGUGUGACUUUUUCAAAAAACUUCAAAGAGCCUACAGAUGUUUUGCUUGUGUGAUGUCUACCUGUGUUCUCGGUCUGGUUGUAAAUUCGUAUGAUUUAGAAUAUUGAGGAGAGAAAUCAAACAGACUUUUGCACUAUUCGUCAAACCACUAUUAAUUAGGUAUGAAAGUCGUAAACAAAAUGAGAAAAAGACAAUUUGGGGCGUUGUUCUGGGGUUAUUUAUAACAUAUUGCCACAGACCAGAUCCUUCUCCUUUAAGUACUUCCAGACCAACCUCUGUGUUUUAUGUGAAAUCCCUCCUGUGUAUUUUGCUGUGUAAGGGUUUUAUACCUUUUAUAUAUGGGAGUCAACUGUUCCAAAAACAGCAAUAUAAAAGGGAAUCUUUGUCAGUCCCUUUCUUUUGUACCUGUGUAUUCUUAUUCUGGCAUGUGAAUGGGGUCUUACUGUAGUCAACAAAAUGCUGUUAUAUGACUUUUGUGAACUAUUUUUACUUUUUUAUGUAGCCAUCUUGUCAGCAGAAUUUUGUAUCAAUCCAAUUUAAUUUUAAUAAAAUAUAAUUGAAUAAAUGA
Messenger RNA from Eleginops maclovinus (Patagonian blennie), 3852 nucleotides. Its product is annotated as frizzled-6-like. Gene Ontology annotation, cellular component: plasma membrane. The record is from RefSeq and is a predicted model, not a curated record. Gene Ontology annotation, molecular function: Wnt receptor activity; Wnt-protein binding. Gene Ontology annotation, biological process: canonical Wnt signaling pathway; non-canonical Wnt signaling pathway. Lineage: Eukaryota; Metazoa; Chordata; Actinopteri; Perciformes; Eleginopidae.